GACUUUCCUUACAUCGAUAAUGCUGCGUAUGCCCUCUUCAGAAUCCGCUGGUUAAAUUCGGUCCUGGCGACAGAUACAAAUGGGCAAGCAAUUCAGUGUCGGGAAUAUUUCUCUUUUUUAUGAAUAAUUCUACAUUGGUGAUGCUUGAUCCUCCAACCGUUGAUUUUAUGACAAGCCCGCCUUGCUGUCACCGUUGUGGUUUAUUGGUGAACAAAGGAAGUGAGAAAUUCGAUUUAGACUCAAAGUCAUGUCCUAAGGACAGACUUUGUCUGCCUAGUGAGAUGACAUGACUUAGAUACAACUUUUUGAAUAAGUAGCAAUCCCCGCCUGAAACACUUGAGUUCAAUCCUACGAAGUCAGUGGCCUGAGCUUUUCCAUAGUUAUUCUAUCUUCUUUGUCUUGGAGUGCCAUCAUGCCUUCCAACAGCCAGAAUCCACGGGUGAAGGAUAAAUCUUUUCCCAAUGCACUUAAAGAUCUGGAACUAUCGGCAGCAGCUGUACUUCAACACCUUAAAACGAUUGAUACUUUUGAUAACAUGCAAAAGCAGAUCGAUGACCUCACACGUCAGCUAUUAGAGGCCAAUCAAGCAUUGGAAAAGAUGCAAAAAGACCAGAGACAGCAGGAGCUACUCCAAGAGUCAAUGACGGCGUCAUUUGAGAAACGGGUCAUACAAUGGAAGGAAAGAGAAACCGACUUGGAAGCUCAGAUCAACGACUUGAAAAAUAAAGCUAAAUCAACUGCCCGACACCAAUUACAAGACAUGGAAAAAAAGGCAGAAGGAUACGAACAGACGAAGCGCAACUUGGAAGUCCAACUUCUGCGGCAAAAGACCCAGACCACCGAAUUAGAGCUUCGCUUGCAGGAAAGUCAAGCGGAGCUCCAAGAGCUCCAAGAGGAUAUUCAAAUUAUCCAUAAUGAAUCUGAUUGCUCCAAGUCCUUUGAAAUGCUCGAAACAUCUCUAUACAACCUUGCUCAGAAAUUCUUCACAGAACCUCUGGAAUAUGUUGACCAAGAUUCAGAUCGAUUUCAUCAUUCCCUCCAAUCAAUAUCUAUCUCCUACAAUGACCACCGUCUCGUCCCGCGCGCUCGAAUGGCACAAUCCCAAAUCGUACACCGGCUCGUUACUGAUAUCUUCAAACCCAUCUGCCUAGGAUCGCCGAAAGGUAGCAUGAGCAUGGGCGAUGCGCUCCAAAGAUGUGAUAGAAUUACAAGUCGCCAAAAAGCAAUCCUCCGAUCACUUUUGAUGCUCGCCUUUGAGCCAGAAGAAGUACGACUUCAGAACGAGACAAUCCAAUCCGUUUCUUCAGACCUGCUUCUGGAGGUAAAAAAGUUCUUGCGACCGGAGGACGAGAGCUCUUUUCGUCAGGAGCUAUUGGACUUCCUUUCAUCUGCCGCCCAAGUAUGGAAUAACUUCAAAAAGGGCUCGGAAUGGAUCAUGGCAACGUCCAAGCUGCAUUGCUAUCCUCAUGGCUGGAGAAUCAUUAAAGAGAACUUGGUUCAUGGGACUCCAGCAUAUGCAUCCAGCUGCCCUUCCCUAGUCAUUUUCCCCCAGAUCAUCCGCGACGGGACCGAUCCUUUGCUGUACCACGGCUCUGUAUGGUCUUCGUCUUCUGAUACAGACGCCCACCAACGAGAACACCGUAGUCGGCGAGUGUCGGAGUCUCGAACUCGCAGGAAUUCAGUUACGCUGAGGUCCUUGGUGGGUGCUGGUGAAUCCACAUGUCAGAAUUCGGAAUCGGAGAGAUCGCCUAAGCCGCUCAUAAAGCGGCCCCUAUUAGAGACUAAAGGGAAGGGAAAAGAUAGGUCCACUCAAAAGUCGGAAGUUUCAUGAUCAUAAUUCCGGCCAUACAAGGAGAUCUAUUGGAAGCAUUGGGGUGAUUUCUCUCGAUUCACAGGCUCUUCAGAGGCAUUUUCUUUGAGUCCGCUUCAAGUGAUAAUUGAUGAAGUGUCUCAGGGUGAUAUGUGGGUGCAACCGCGCUUUCCUUUAUUUAGUGG
Molecule: messenger RNA, 1995 nt
Organism: Aspergillus homomorphus CBS 101889
Lineage: Eukaryota; Fungi; Ascomycota; Eurotiomycetes; Eurotiales; Aspergillaceae
Exons: 4
Coding region: 413-1831 (472 amino acids)
Source: RefSeq, a predicted model, not a curated record